Messenger RNA from Paramecium tetraurelia, 1596 nucleotides. RefSeq lists its product as uncharacterized. NCBI's taxonomy places the organism in Eukaryota, Ciliophora, Oligohymenophorea, Peniculida, Parameciidae. Gene Ontology annotation, molecular function: ATP binding; protein serine/threonine kinase activity. Gene Ontology annotation, cellular component: cytoplasm; nucleus. Gene Ontology annotation, biological process: endocytosis; signal transduction; peptidyl-serine phosphorylation. The transcript is spliced from 7 exons. The record is from RefSeq and is a predicted model, not a curated record.
AUGAUCAAUCAAUAGCUUUAAAAAUUGAUUAACAACACUUUUAUAACGAAAAAGAGAGUUUCUGCUGGGUCUUUCGGUGUAGUAUACUGCGGUCAAGACAUAAAUACUCGAGCCUUGGUAGCCAUAAAAAUUGACAAAUGCAAUAAGGAAGGCUCUAGUCUAGAGAGAGAGGCAGAAAUACUAAGAAGAUUGUAAAAAGUACCAUAGAUUCCAAAGUUGUAUUGGGCAGGAAAAGAAGGAGAUUCAAAUGUGCUUGUUAUAUAAUAUUUGGGGAGAGACUUAACCCAUUAUUUGAAAACCUUUCGUAAGUUUUCAUUACGAUGCGUACUAAAUAUAGCUGAACAAAUGAUCAACAUUCUUGAAAAUAUUCACAAAAACAAAGUGUUGCAUCGUGAUAUUAAACCUGAAAAUGUUCUUGUGGGAAAAGAAGAAGAAGAAAAUCUGCUUUAUAUAGUCGACUUUGGCAUCAGCAAAUUUUAUAAGGAUGAAAAUGAUUCACACAUUUCCUAUAGAGAGAACUAACCAUUUAUUGGAACUACAAGAUAUGCUAGCAUCAAUGCUCAUAAAGGAACAUCUUUAAGCAGAAAAGACGAUUUAGAAUCCUUAGGAUAUAUGCUGAUCUUCUUAUUAAAGGGUUAAUUACCCUGGUAAAAUUUGUAAUUCAUUGAUGAAGAAGAUAAAAUGCGUUAAGUUGGCUUAAUGAAGAUGAAAAUGGAAAUGACCGAACUCUGUAAAGGAAUUCCUCUAGAGUUUGGACGAUUCCUUGAAUACAUUCGAGGUUUACCAUUCAAAGCAGAGCCCAAUUACAAAUAUUGCUAAUCCCUUUUUAACAAAGUAUGCUAAGAACACAACUUUUAAUAAAAAGAUCUAAUCUUUGAUUGGGAAACCGGUCCUAAAUCCGAUAAGAAUGAUGAUAAAAGAAAAUAAACUAUUGAAGUUCAUUUGCCAAGUAGUUAAAAUAGUAAUUUAGUAAAUGAUAAACCCUCAUUAUUCAAGAAAUCAAAAGAAGAUGUCUCAUCUAAUAACAUUGGAGGCUCACUCCUCAAUUAUUCUCUUGAAUAAUUGGAGAUGAAUUCACUUCUCAAAACUCCAGAAUAAAGAAAAUCCAACUUAGCUCCUGAUAUUAAUAGAAGAAAGAACAGAAUGCAAUCUGUGAGUAGUUACAAUGAUUCUCAUUCUGAAUUGGAAAACAACGGAAGCAUAAUGUUAGGAAUUCAACCAAGCAUGAUAAGCAGAUUAAGCAAAUUAUCUUUUAAUUCAUUUUCUCGUGUUCGAGAUAGCAAAUUAAACCUAACCCUGACUCCAGAAUAUAGAAAACCUCCUAAAUAAGAAAAAAAAUUAACUAUUACCCCGAAUUCUUACAUAGAGUAAAUUUCUGGCUAAAAAAAGAAGUCGCUAAUUAAGAAUUCCAACUCACAGCAACAAUUGUCUUUGAAAAAGGAAGAAGUUGAGGAAACUAUUCGAGAUUUCUCUAAAAUGAAUGAAACUGAUGAAGGAAUAGAAUGUAAAUAUAUGCUUCUGAAAUAAGCAUCAGUAAAUGCUCGCUUCAAAAAGUCAAUUAACGGAUAAGCCAAAAUAUUGUAAAAAUAGUUUUGA